AUGUCACAGAAACAAAGUACGAGUCAGAACCAAAAUGGCGCACAUCAGCCACAACCCGUGAAGAAUCAGCGAUCUAAUAAUGCUGCUGCCUCCAAUUCAGGACAGCAGCCACAACAACAGAGCCAAAGUCAGCCACAACAGCAGGGGAGAUCUAAUGGCCCGUUCUCGGCGUCUGACUUGAAUAGAAUUGUUUUAGAAUAUUUGAAUAAAAAGGGAUAUCACCGUACAGAGGCUAUGUUAAGAGCUGAGAGCGGGCGUACACUAACGCCUCAAAACAAGCAAUCACCAGCAAACACUAAAACAGGAAAAUUUCCCGAACAAUCAUCAAGUCCUCCAAAUGCCGGAAAGACUGCCAAACCUAUAAGCAAUCCGACUAGUUUGUCAUCUAAAAGGGAUGCAGAGGGUGGGAUAGUAUCCAAUGGACGACUUGAAGGGUUCAACGCUCCUGAAAAUUACAUACGUGCAUAUUCAAUGUUGAAGAACUGGGUAGAUUCGUCUUUGGAAAUUUACAAGCCGGAACUAAGCUACAUCAUGUAUCCAAUAUUCAUUUACUUAUUUUUAAACUUAGUGGCCAAAAACCCUGUUUAUGCUCGUCGUUUCUUUGAUAGAUUUUCUCCAGACUUCAAAGACUUCCAUGGCUCAGAGAUCAAUAGACUUUUCAGCGUCAAUUCUAUUGAUCAUAUCAAGGAAAAUGAAGUUGCAAGCGCUUUUCAAUCUCAUCGGUAUAGAAUUACCAUGUCUAAAACCACUUUAAAUCUUCUCUUAUAUUUUUUAAAUGAAAACGAGAGUGUUGGGGGUUCAUUAAUAAUUAGUGUAAUAAAUCAGAACCUAGACCCAAAUAUCGUAGAAUCUGUAACCGCAAGAGAAAAAUUGGCCGAUGGUAUAAAAGUCCUGAGUGACAGUGAAAAUGGAGACGGGAAACAAAACCUAGAAAUGAACUCCGUACCUGUCAAGCUGGGACCUUUUCCAAAAGAUGAAGAAUUUGUUAAAGAAAUUGAAACAGAACUCAAGAUCAAGGAUGAUCAAGAAAAACAACAAAAUCAACAAACUACAGGUAAAAGUGAUAUUGAAACGAACAAUAGAACUUUGUUACAAGAAUAUAAAGCUAUGAAUAAUGAAAAAUUUGAAGAUGACACUGGCGAAGAGGAUAAAGAUAAAUUAAACGAUAAAACUUGCAAGGAUGAAGAGAAAAAAGAGAUCGAGUUAAAAGUAGAUGGCGAUAAAACGGACAGCAACUUAAUCUCGCCCGCACAAGAUAUUUUACCGUUACCACCGAAGACGGCAUUAGACUUGAAAUUGGAGAUUCAGAAAGUCAAAGAAUCCCGUGAUGCUAUCAAAUUAGAUAAUUUACAAUUGGCCUUACCAAGCGUGUGCAUGUAUACAUUCCAAAAUACAAAUAAGGACAUGUCAUGUCUAGAUUUCAGUGACGAUUGUAGAGUUGCAGCCGCCGGCUUUCAGGACAGUUACAUUAAAAUAUGGUCGCUUGAUGGCUCAUCUUUAAAUAACCCUAAUAUUGUUUUGAAUAACGAAACAAAUUACAAAGAUGAUGAUCCAACGUGCAAAACGUUAGUAGGGCACAGUGGCACAGUGUAUUCAACAAGUUUCAGUCCUGAUAACAAGUAUCUGCUUUCUGGUUCUGAAGACAAAACCGUCAGGUUAUGGUCUAUGGAUACCCAUACCGCACUAGUAAGUUACAAAGGUCACAAUCACCCAGUCUGGGAUGUUAAUUUCUCUCCAUUGGGCCAUUAUUUUGCCACUGCGUCUCAUGACCAAACUGCAAGACUUUGGUCAUGCGACCACAUAUAUCCAUUAAGAAUAUUUGCGGGACAUUUGAAUGAUGUUGAUUGUGUAUCAUUCCAUCCAAACGGUUGCUAUUUAUUUACUGGUUCUAGUGAUAAGACAUGCCGAAUGUGGAAUGUUUCUACAGGCGACUCAGUUAGAUUGUUUCUUGGUCAUACUGCACCUGUCAUCAGCAUUGCCGUUUCUCCAGAUGGUAGAUGGCUAUCUACCGGUAGCGAAGAUGGCAUUAUAAAUGUAUGGGAUAUUGGUACGGGAAAAAGGUUAAAACAAAUGCGUGGCCACGGAAAGAACGCUAUUUAUUCUUUGUCUUAUAGCAAAGAAGGAAACGUACUUAUUAGUGGAGGUGCCGAUCACUCAGUUCGUGUAUGGGAUUUGAAGAAAGCCACUACCGAACCAAGCGCAGAACCAGAUGAGCCGUUUAUCGGAUACUUGGGCGACGUCACUGCAUCAAUAAAUCAAGAUAUAAAGGAAUAUGGACGCAGAAGAACAGUAAUACCCACAAGUGAUUUGGUGGCAUCGUUUUACACCAAGAAGACCCCUGUUUUCAAAGUCAAAUUCAGCAGAAGUAAUUUGGCCCUUGCAGGAGGUGCCUUCAGGCCAUAG
This is a messenger RNA of Saccharomyces mikatae IFO 1815, 2403 nucleotides long. It is a transcript of the gene TAF5, whose product is annotated as chromatin modification protein. Gene Ontology annotation, molecular function: RNA polymerase II general transcription initiation factor activity; protein binding. The transcript has a single exon. Gene Ontology annotation, biological process: transcription initiation at RNA polymerase II promoter. NCBI's taxonomy places the organism in Eukaryota, Fungi, Ascomycota, Saccharomycetes, Saccharomycetales, Saccharomycetaceae. The record is from RefSeq and is a predicted model, not a curated record. Bases 1 to 2403 code for a protein of 800 amino acids. Gene Ontology annotation, cellular component: transcription factor TFIID complex.